CGGCCGCCGCGGCGAGAGCGCGCCCAGCCCGCCGUGAUGCCCGCGCGCGCCGGACGCCUCCUCCCGCCGCGGCCCCGGGCCCCGGCCGCCCCGCUGCUGCUGCUGCUGCUGCUGCUGCUGUUGCUGCUGGACGGCGGGCGCGGGGGCGCUCGGGCCCAGGAGCCGGGGGCGGCGGCGGCGGACGGGCCCCCCGCGGCCGGCGGCGGGGACGGGCAGGACCCGCACGCCAAGCACCUGUACACGGCCGACAUGUUCACGCAUGGCAUCCAGAGCGCCGCGCACUUCGUCAUGUUCUUCGCGCCCUGGUGUGGACACUGCCAGCGGCUGCAGCCUACCUGGAACGACCUGGGAGACAAGUACAACAGCAUGGAGGAUGCGAAGGUCUACGUGGCCAAGGUCGACUGCACGGCCGACUCGGAUGUGUGCUCCGCCCAGGGCGUGCGCGGGUACCCCACCUUGAAGUUUUUCAGGCCUGGCCAAGAAGCUGUGAAAUACCAGGGUCCGCGGGAUUUCCAGGCCCUGGAGAACUGGAUGCUGCAGACGCUGAACGAGGAGCCCCCCACACCGAAGCCCACGGCGGAGCCGCCGCGAGCCCCCGAGCUCAAGCAGGGCCUGUACGAGCUCUCGGCCAGCAACUUUGAGCUGCACGUGGCACAAGGAGACCACUUUAUCAAGUUCUUCGCCCCAUGGUGUGGUCACUGCAAAGCUCUGGCUCCGACCUGGGAACAGCUGGCUCUGGGCCUCGAAAAUUCUGAAACUGUCAAGAUUGGCAAGGUUGACUGCACGCAGCACUAUGAACUCUGUUCGGGAAACCAGGUCCGAGGUUAUCCUACUCUCCUCUGGUUCCGAGAUGGUAAAAAGGUGGAUCAGUACAAAGGGAAGCGGGAUCUGGAGUCGCUGAGGGAGUACGUGGAGUCGCAGCUCCAGAGCACAGAGACGGCCGCCCCGGAGCCCGCCCAGCCCUCGGAGGCCCCCGCGCCGGCGGCCGAGGCCGCGGCCGAGCAGGGCACUGUGCUAGCCUUGACAGAAAGGAACUUCGAUGACACCAUCGCAGAAGGCGUCACCUUCAUCAAGUUUUACGCUCCAUGGUGUGGGCACUGUAAGAACCUGGCUCCUACCUGGGAGGAACUCUCCAGGAAGGAAUUCCCUGGUUUGGCGGAGGUCAAGAUCGCCGAGGUGGACUGCACUGCUGAACGGGGCCUCUGCAGCAAGUACGCGGUACGAGGCUAUCCCACAUUGUUGCUUUUCCGCGGAGGGAAAAAAGUCAGCGAGCACAGCGGGGGCCGAGACCUGGACUCCUUGCACCGCUUCGUCCUGCACCAGGCGAAGGAUGAACUGUGAGCUCGGCUGGAAGCCGCCUCCCGCCUGGCCCUGGACGCGCGGUCCGGUUCCUGGUGCUGGGGACUCGGAGAUCCAAAUGUACUAAACACGUGCUAUCUCCUCCGUGUGUGUGUUUUUUAAGCCAACACACCCUACAGAUUCUUUCCUAAGUUUCUCUAAGUAAAUGUGUAACUCAUGAUCCCUUUGCAAACUAAAUAUUUCCAGUGGCGACGUACCACCCAUCUCCUUUCACGUUCUCUUGGUGAAAUCUAAGUGGUUUCCUUUGAGACUAAAAUAGAAUUGAGGAAAAUCCAAUUGCCAGACUGUUUUUGGCUCCUGAGUGAUUUUGGUGAAAGCAUCAUCCAAAGCAUAGUUUUCGAGCCACCCUCACACGAGUCCUGGAAAGGUGGCCUUGCCUCGUGGUGGUGUGGAGUCGCUCUGAUCUGAAGGUCACAAUCGACUUGUUAAUAACGUGGUUGGUCCGUAGCCUGGAGCAGAUUUAAACACAAAGCCCCGUCGCCUCUGCAAGAGCCCCUUUCCCAGCCCCUCCUGGAUCGUCUGUCUCUGUUGAUACCUCUCACGGCGAGCGGUAGUGACCGUGGCAGAACUCCUGACGCGUGCCUGAGUAAGAUAAAGCUGACGCCAUGAUCGUGUGUCGAUACUUGACCAACUGCUUAUGACUGUCCAAGGGAUGUUUCUGUCCCUCCCGAGUGAGACAGUUCAUUAGUUAACACGAAGCCAGAGUCCACGUGAACUUUGAGAUUUGAUGUCUCCUGUGGAAACUGUGGACGUGGAAGGUUCCACACUUUGUCCUGACUAUUCUAAUUAACUCCUAGCAAGAGUCUGGUUGUCUCGGUCCCCGGGACCGGAGGACCAGAUGAGCUUUCCCAGGGCUGGGUAUCAGGGACUGAGGAAACCCUGCAGCCCCACGACGGAGCCCUCAUCGGAAGCAGCUUCAGACUCAGCAGCCUUUUUAGAGGCCGCGUCCUGUACUUUGUCUGCCUUCGAGGAGGUCAGCCUUCUGUGUGAAGAGUGGGAUUCACGUGACCUCAAGACCAAAGACGGAGGGAGGCAGGGCUGUGUCCGGGCAGAAGCAGGCCAUGUUACCGGCGUCCUCCUAACUCAUGCCGACCUUUUUAGGAAGCGGUUUUACCCUCACCCUUGGAAGUCAGCAGCCGUAGGACUAGGCUCCCGUGAGGUAUGUACCUGCAGGGCCUUAGCCAUCCUUCACUCCCCGUGAUAACACUCUUCACCCCACGCUCAGGCGAUGCGGCCACUUGGCACACAGUACCUGGUGGUGAGAACCUUAGAAACAAGACCCCGUCCGCUUUCUGCGGCAGACGACGACAGCAGGAUCUUGGCCAGCCUCUGCCUUAAAGGAAAUCUUUAUUAAUCACGUAUGGUUCACAGAUGUUCUUUAAAAAAAAAAAAAAAAACACAAAACCCCCAACUUUCUAGAGAAGCACAGUCCUCGUGAGUGGCUUCAGCUUUGCAUCAUGAGUCUUGUUUUAAAAGAAAAUCAAAGUGGUACAAUUUGUUUACACUAUGAUACUUUCUAAAUAAACUCUUUUUUAAAAAAAAAAAA
Molecule: messenger RNA, 2905 nt
Organism: Hippopotamus amphibius kiboko
Lineage: Eukaryota; Metazoa; Chordata; Mammalia; Artiodactyla; Hippopotamidae
Gene: TXNDC5
Product: thioredoxin domain containing 5
Exons: 10
Coding region: 37-1341 (434 amino acids)
Biological process (GO): protein folding
Cellular component (GO): endoplasmic reticulum
Molecular function (GO): protein disulfide isomerase activity
Source: RefSeq, a predicted model, not a curated record